AUGGCUCCACCUCUCUCUGUCUAUCCCACCUUCUACAGCAGGAAAAAUAACCCUACUUCGAUCCCCAGGGACUGAGUGAGCCGCAGAGCUAACAGUUGCUGCAAGGAUCUUACCUUUUACAGAGACAUGAAAAUAGCGGUGAUUGGGCAGAGCCUUUUCGGCAGAGAAGUUUACAAAGCGCUGUUAAAAGAGGGGCAUCAGGUGGUAGGUGUGUUUACCAUCCCAGAUAAAGAUGGUAAACCUGACCCCCUUGGCAUGGAAGCAGAAAAGGAUGGAGUGCCUGUAUUUAAGUUUCCCAGAUGGAGGGUGAAAGGGAGUGCAAUCCCUGAAGUGGUAGAGAAGUACAAGGCGUUGGAAGCAGAGCUGAACGUGCUCCCAUUCUGCUCCCAAUUUAUUCCAAUGGAAGUAAUUGAUUUCCCCAAACAUGGAUCCAUUAUUUAUCACCCAUCCAUCUUGCCACGUCAUCGUGGAGCCUCUGCGAUCAAUUGGACCCUCAUGCAGGGGGACAAGAUUGGGGGCUUCACCGUUUUCUGGGCUGACGAUGGGCUGGAUACAGGAGACAUUCUGCUACAGAGAGAGUGUGAGGUCCUUCUUGAUGACACUGUGAAUUCAAUAUACAACAGGUUUCUCUUCCCUGAGGGAGUGAAGGGGAUGGUGGAGGCCGUCCAGCAGAUUGCCCAAGGCACUGCACCAAAAGUCCCGCAGCCCUCAGAAGGUGCAACAUAUGACCCCAUCCAAAGAAAAGAGAAUGCCAAGAUUAACUGGGACCAAACUGCAGAAGCUAUCCACAACUUUAUCAGAGGGAAUGACAAAGUGCCCGGAGCUUGGACAGAAAUUGAGGGAAAGAAAGUUACAUUUUUCGGCUCCACAUUGACAUCGAACGGACCAGUCACAGAUGGGGUACCACUAGAAAUACCUGGAGCAUCGCAACCAGCCAUGGUCAGCAAGAACGGUCUUGUCCUGUUUGUGAAUGAUGGUAAAACGCUCACAGUAAAGAAUCUUCAGUUUGAAGAUGGAAAGAUGAUACCGGCUUCACAGUAUUUCAAAUCCUCUGACACUACCACAUUGCAACUCUCAGAAGAAGAACAGGCACUAUCCAAGGAGAUUAGGGCUGUGUGGAAACGAAUUCUCACCAAUGUCUCCGAAAUUGAAAAUUCCACUGAUUUCUUCAAGGCAGGAGCAGCCUCUAUGGAUGUAGUGAGGCUCGUAGAAGAAGUGAAGCUAAAAUGCGAUGGGCUGCAACUGCAGAACGAAGAUGUUUACAUGGCGACACAGUUCGAGGAAUUCAUACAAAUGCUGGUGCGGCGCCGUAGGGGAGAGGACAGAGAAGAAGAGCUGAUAAUUGAUUAUGUGGAAAAAGACACUAAUAACAUGACUGUCAGAAUGCCUCAUCAGUUGUUUAUCAAUGGAAAAUUUAUAGAUGCCGAAGGUGGAAAAACAUAUGAAACAUUUAAUCCAACAGAUGGAAUGGCUAUCUGCAAGGUAUCGCUAGCACAGGUGUCUGAUAUUGAUAAAGCUGUGGCUGCAGCUAAGGAGGCCUUUGAAAAUGGCGAGUGGGGGAAGAUGAACCCGAGGGACCGAGGAAUUCUGCUUUACAGAUUGGCAGACCUCAUGGAGCAACAUCAAGAAGAGCUGGCCACUAUUGAAUCCAUAGACUCUGGGGCCGUGUACACACUGGCAUUGAAAACCCACGUGGGGAUGUCCAUCCAAACUUUCAGAUAUUUUGCCGGCUGGUGCGAUAAAAUCCAGGGCUGCACCAUUCCCAUUAACCAGGCUCGGCCAAACCGCAAUCUGACGUUUACUAAGAAAGAACCCAUUGGAGUCUGUGGUAUCAUCAUCCCCUGGAACUACCCCUUGAUGAUGCUGGCGUGGAAAACUGCUGCUUGCCUUGCCGCUGGUAAUACUGUGGUGCUGAAACCAGCUCAGGUGACCCCACUCACUGCACUUAAGUUUGCUGAGUUAACGGUGAAAGCUGGCAUUCCCAAGGGGGUGGUAAAUAUCCUGCCGGGAGCCGGCUCUCUCAUUGGCCAACGGCUUUCAGACCAUCCUCAUGUCAGAAAACUUGGUUUUACAGGAUCCACUGAAAUUGGGAAACAGAUCAUGAAAAGCUGUGCUCAGAGCAAUGUGAAGAAAGUGUCCCUGGAACUGGGUGGGAAAUCUCCCCUCAUCAUCUUCAAGGACUGUGACUUGGACAAAGCCGUCCGCAUGGGAAUGAGUGCUGUAUUCUUUAACAAGGGAGAGAACUGCAUAGCGGCUGGACGACUAUUUCUAGAACAUUCGAUCCACGAUGAGUUUCUGCAGAGAGUGGUGGGAAAAGUGAAGAAAAUGAAGAUCGGUGACCCCUUGGACAGGUCUACAGACCAUGGACCUCAAAACCACAAAGCUCACUUGGAUAAACUGCUUGAAUACUGCCAGAGAGGAGUAAAAGAGGGGGCCACACUGGUAUAUGGGGGGCAGCAGGUCCAGAGACCAGGAUAUUUCUUUGAGCCAACCAUUUUCACUGAUGUCACGGAUGAGAUGUACAUAGCAAAGGAGGAGUCCUUUGGGCCCGUGAUGAUAAUAUCCAAGUUUAAUGAUGGUGAUGUUGAUGGUGUACUGAAGCGUGCAAACGACACAGAGUUCGGCCUGGCAUCAGGCGUGUUCACGAAGGAUAUCAGCAAAGCUUUGUACGUGAGUGAAAAGCUGCAGGCAGGGACAGUGUUUGUGAAUACGUACAAUAAGACAGAUGUGGCGUCUCCAUUCGGGGGCUUCAAGCAGUCUGGAUUUGGAAAAGACUUGGGGCAGGAAGCCUUGAAUGAAUAUUUAAAGACCAAAGCUGUCACAAUUGAGUACUAGACACACACCAGGAUUAUAAGAUAUCAAUUCCCAGCACAUUUUAUUUCAUUCAUUGGAAUCUAAAAUGUUUAUAAAUUAAAGGGACACUAAUACCUCAGUGAUCCUAUAUCUAAAUCCUAAAAAAAAAAAGUGUCACAAAUUUUAAGUAUGAACUUAACCAUGGAUAUCUCUGUCUUCCCAUGAACCUGAUCCAUACAACGUCAAACAGGAGCCAUCAAUUAUGUCAUUUUUUUUCUAUGUAAAAUUUAAAAGGUCCACUAAUUCUUUAAGAAUAUUACUAUUUUUGAAUAGCACACUGAGGAGUUUAUACACUUACAACUUUUUAAUGGAAAUCGGUUGUGAAAAAAGUACUAUAAUGUUGCUUGAAGUGAGCCUACACUACCUACUCAGUAAUAAAAGUAUGGGUAAAAUAUGUACGAACUUCAAUUCUUAAAGGCUAUAUUUAGAACAGUUCAAGAAUAAAAAAAAAUCUGUCCCUAUAGACCCUGUGCCACUAUGGCUCCCCUUGCUUAUUUUGCAUUUUGAGCUAAUUUGUUAAAUGAGUUGGACAGUCCAUUUUGCUAAAGAAUCCUGAAGGCUGAUUUGUUAUUAUGUAUAUUAACAUACUUAAGUGGCUGAGACAACUGAAA
This is a messenger RNA of Pelobates fuscus (common spadefoot toad), 3464 nucleotides long. It is a transcript of the gene ALDH1L1, whose product is annotated as aldehyde dehydrogenase 1 family member L1. Gene Ontology annotation, cellular component: cytoplasm. Gene Ontology annotation, biological process: biosynthetic process; 10-formyltetrahydrofolate catabolic process; one-carbon metabolic process. Lineage: Eukaryota; Metazoa; Chordata; Amphibia; Anura; Pelobatidae. Gene Ontology annotation, molecular function: formyltetrahydrofolate dehydrogenase activity; aldehyde dehydrogenase (NAD+) activity. The transcript is spliced from 23 exons. The record is from RefSeq and is a predicted model, not a curated record. Bases 127 to 2835 code for a protein of 902 amino acids.